This is a messenger RNA of Vicia villosa (hairy vetch), 1670 nucleotides long. Its product is annotated as transcription termination factor MTERF8, chloroplastic-like. The record is from RefSeq and is a predicted model, not a curated record. NCBI's taxonomy places the organism in Eukaryota, Viridiplantae, Streptophyta, Magnoliopsida, Fabales, Fabaceae. Gene Ontology annotation, molecular function: double-stranded DNA binding. The coding region runs from base 86 to 1588 and encodes 500 amino acids. The transcript is spliced from 2 exons. Gene Ontology annotation, biological process: regulation of DNA-templated transcription.
GGGCACCACUUCGCAGUUUGCACCCACAAUCCACAGAGACGCUGUCAUCGCUGUCGUAAAUUAGAGAAACUUCCAGUUUGCUGAAAUGGCGCUAGCAGCACUCCCUCUAUUCUCUAAUCCUCCAUGCCAUUGCUCUUCUUCUAUAACAACCUUUCUUCCUUCACAUUCUCGUCAUCUUCCAACCCAACCCUUCAUCUCCCCACUCACCAAAUCACAACCACCAAACAGCAACUAUUUCCUUUCCCAAUCUCGUCCCUCCACCCACUGCCGCUGCACUUCCCACACGCCCAAUCUCGACUUCCAAUACGUCAGACUUGUCACUUUGUUUCAAGAAAUCGGUAUCAGCUUUGAGAAAACCAAUUUGCUCUUGAGCAAUGCUUCCGAACUGACCUCGAUACAACUAGAUUUAUUGCGGGAUCGCAUUCUUUCUUUAAAAUCUCUUGGGUUAGGUCGUAUGUCCAUCAAUCACAUAGUUAUAAAGCAGUUAAAUAUGCUAACUUCAAAUGAAAUUGACCCAUUGUUAAACUUUUUGAGAAAUGAAUUGCAAGGACAGGUUGAGAAAGCUAAGGUGAAACGUCUUUUAUCGGCUAAUGAGCCGAAAGAAUUAUCUGAUUUUCUUCAGAAGGUUCAAUUGCUUAUUGACAGUGGAAUUGGGGUUGAUAAGAUUGCACAUGUGCUUAACAGAGUGAGUUUGUCAAAGGCAAUUUGUCAUAGGUCAAUGGAAGAAAUUGAAAGAGUAAUUAGUUUCUUAAAACCAUUUGGUGGCGUUGAUUUGAUUGUGAAGCGCCCUUCAACUCUCAACUAUGAUUUGGAUAGUCAGCUGAAACCGAGAAUCAGGGUUCUUACUGAGUUAAGUGGCGGAGAUGAGGAUAGUGUUGGGAAAGUGCUGAAUAAGUACCCUAAGAUCUUGAAUUUUAGGGCGGAACGUCUUGAGGAACAUAUAGAGUUCUUGAGGUCUUUUGCAGAACUUGAUGAUCAACAAAUAUUUAAGAUAGUGUUGGUGUAUCCAGCUAUCUUCUCUAAUAGUAGAGAGAGGAAACUGCGUCCUAGAAUACAAUUUCUCAAGGAUUGUGGAUUAGACUCGAGCGCUGAUAUCUUUAAAUUCUUUAUCAAAGCACCGGUGUUUUUGGGCCUUUCGUUCCGCAAUAACCUUGCUUAUAAGCUUGUGUUUUUGGUCAAGAUUGGAUAUGAAUAUAGGACAAAAGAGUUGGCAAUGGCGAUCGCGGCUUCUACUAGAAUAAGCUGUGCGAAUAUGCAGAAGAUGGUGAGUGUAUACUUGAAUUACGGGUUGUCGUCUGAAGACAUUUUUGCUAUGAGUAAGAAGCAUCCACCGACACUGCAGUGUGAUCAUGCCUCGUUGGAGAAGAAGAUUAAGUAUUUGACAGAGGAGAUGGAUCGUGACAUUCAGGAGUUGUUGGAUUUUCCUGCAUUUCUUGGAUACAAGUUAGAUGACAGAAUUAAGUAUAGGUAUGAAAUAAAGAAGGAUUCAUGUGAGGGACAAAUGUCUGUCAAGAAGCUUUUAACUGUUUCGAAUAAGAACUUCGCCGCUCGGCUGAAAAAGGCUUCUGUAAAAUCUAAAUUGGAAUAAAGGUGAACAAAUGACUUUUUCUUUUUCCUUGUACAUUAGUUUUGCUGUCCUUAGUUAUUUUGUUGUAUUCCUUAUGACUCAA